CAUGCAUUUCUGGAUUGACAAACGCUCACAGCAAUGCGGUUUUGGUCGCUCUCGUGUGGCUGCCUCAUUAUCUCAUGCUGGCAGUGGUCUUAGCUAUGGUCAUCCGCCCAGACGCAGUAAAUCGAGCAGCACAAGUGGUGGUGCUGGUGGUGCUGGGACAUCAGCCUCGGCAAGUUCUAGUUCUAGCCAAGCGGCGGCAGCAGCUUCAUCAUCCUUGGCCUCGGUACACAGAUCUUUGCCACAAACUCCGUACACUGAAGGACCUGGACAGCAGCAACAUCAUCAUCAUCACCAUCAUCAGCCAAGUACAAGUCGGCAAUAUAGCAGCAGCAACAACAAUUCUUUGCACAGCCAGCAGCAACAACACUCCAGCAGCAACAGCAGCAACAACAUCACCACCACAAACAACAACAAUGCGGCAGCGGCGGCAGCAGCAGCAGCGGCCGCAGCAUUGGGAACAACAGCAACAACAACUGCCAGCAAUAAUAAUAAUGCCAAUGGAAUCAGCUCAUCGUCAGCUGUCCUUACAGGAAGUGGCACAAUAGUGCCAUUACGUGGCUCCGCUCACUAUAAUCAUCAUCAUAGCACACGCUAUCAGACUCGCCAACAGCACCAACAACAACAGCAGAAUCAGCAGCAACACCAACAGCAGCAGCAGCAGCAGCAGCAACAACAAUAUCAGCAACAACAACAACAAUAUCAACAACACUAUAGCUAUCAUCAUCCACAAUUUGGUAAUAUGGCAGUGCCUGUACGCCAUAAUUAUGAACAUCAAUCACAUCAGCAACAUCUACUACUACAACAACAACAACAACAGCAGCAACAACAACAUGCUGGUGUUUAUGCUGACGACGCCUACAGCGCCUAUCAUCAACAUCAGCAUCAUCAUCAUAAUCAUCCCAAUACCAAUGUGACAAACAAUUCCCGACAAUCUUCCUCAUCCUCAUCAUAUGCCACGCCACGUCGUCACAAUUCCAACAACAGCAUGCUAAGACAGGCAACUGCUGCAGCAGCGGCAGCAGCAACAACAUCCUCAAUAACAUCGGCAACGGCAAUACCACCAUCAGCAACAGCAGCACACACAACCAUGCACAGCAGCAGCAGCAAUAGCAGCAGCAACAGCAGCAGCAACAGCAACCAAUUGCAACAGCAACAUCAUGCUCUACUCCAACAUUCCGACUCUCAAUUGCUGCCAAGUCAUCUGAAAUGUGGCAUGUGUGCCAGUCUAAUACUGGCCUCAGUAUUUGUGGCCGGAGCAAAAUUCUAUUUCGAUCAUCAGGGCACUGGAUUGGAGGUUCUUAUCUUUUGUGCAUUCUCAGCAACAUUCUUUCUGGCCGCCUGUAUGGUUAGUUUGUGUCGCAUACCCAAAGGUCUGAUACCCACUCGCCAUGCAGAUGGACGUUCGGUAGCUGUUUGUCAUAGAGUCUCUGGACCAGGUGGUGGUGGUGGUGGUGCAGUUGGUGGUGGUGGCGCUGGUGGUGGUGCAGUUGCUGCAGGUUUAAUUAGUACUGGAGGUAAUGGUGGCGGAGUUGCGGCCAAUUGCAUGUUGGAACUAAGUGAUAUACGCUAUCUAGAUGAUCGCCAAGAGAUGAGUCUAAGUGCUGCCACGGCUGGACCACCACCAUAUCAUAUAGCCAUCUUAUUGCCAGAACAAACACCAACUUUGGGCAAACAGUUGCCAUUGGAUGAAUCACCACCGCCGUCCUAUGAUAAGAUCUUAGUAUAGAGGCUAUAUAAUAAUAUUUAGGAAUUGAGCGUCAAUUUCAGUUCAACACCAAAAAACAAACAAAAGCCAAGCUAAGCCAAGCUUUUACAAUCCCCAAACCAAAUACUUUUGCUCAGUAUUUUUCUAAAAAAAAAAAACUAAAAAGAAACAACCUACAAAGAUAUCACAAUUUAUAUAAACUUAUAUAUAUACACAU
Drosophila willistoni is the source of this 1922-nucleotide messenger RNA. RefSeq lists its product as uncharacterized. The transcript has 2 exons. Bases 2 to 1726 code for a protein of 574 amino acids. Lineage: Eukaryota; Metazoa; Arthropoda; Insecta; Diptera; Drosophilidae. The record is from RefSeq and is a predicted model, not a curated record.